Messenger RNA from Terrapene triunguis (Three-toed box turtle), 794 nucleotides. It is a transcript of the gene DTX3, whose product is annotated as deltex E3 ubiquitin ligase 3. Lineage: Eukaryota; Metazoa; Chordata; Testudines; Emydidae. The record is from RefSeq and is a predicted model, not a curated record. The annotation marks the transcript as partial. Gene Ontology annotation, biological process: protein ubiquitination; Notch signaling pathway. The transcript has a single exon.
AUGACUGUUCUUUUCUCUUCAGUGUCAUUUGUUUUAUCCAGGAUGGCGGCAUGCGGGGGCACCACUAAAAAUAAGCUCACGGUCUCUAAGCCCGUCUGGGACUUCCUGACCAAAGAGGCCCCCUCCAAGCUGGUCAAGCUGAAGGAGGAGACCAAGCUGAGCAUUCUGAUCGACGGGGAGACCUCGGAGAUCUACGUGCUGCAGCUCUCCACGCCGGCCCCCGGGGCCGGCAACGGCCUCUACCUGGCCCGCAAAGCCCUCAAGGCCCUGCUCAAGGAGACGGAGAAGGAGCUGAAGAAGGCGCAGCGGCAGAGCGAGCUGGUGGGGUGCAUGGCCCUGCUGGACAAACCCGGGGGCGAGCUGCGCCCGCACGGGGCCGGCGUGGUCUCCCGGGGUCAGCAGACCACCGGGGCCAGGGCGGGGGGCACAGGAGGAGGUGGGGGGCUGGGGGGGGCGGCGGGCGGCUCGCGGGAGGAGGAGCAGGAGAGCCAGUGCCCCAUCUGCCUGGGCGAGAUCCAGAACGUAAAGACGCUGGAGAAGUGCCGGCACUCCUUCUGCGAGGACUGCAUCACGCGGGCGCUGCAGGUCAAGCGGGCCUGCCCCAUGUGUGGGCGCUUCUACGGGCAGCUGGUGGGCAACCAGCCCGAGAACGGGCGCAUGCUGGUGUCCAAGGACUCGGGGCUGCUGCUCCCCGGCUACGAGAAAUACGGCACCAUCAUCAUCCAGUACGUCUUCCCGCCUGGCGUCCAAGGGGUGAGUUCUCCCCCGCCUCUGGCCCCAGCUCUGCCGCCCUC